UGCAGCUGCUGCUUUCUGGCAGAAACCCCGUAGUGUAGCACCGCAGCGCCAUUCGGUAACUGCAACAGUAUCCAAAAUGGCAGGAGCUGAUGGAGACGAUUCUCUUUACCCUAUCGCCGUUCUCAUUGAUGAACUGCGAAAUGAGGACGUUCAGUUGCGUCUGAACAGCAUCAAGAAGCUGUCCACUAUUGCUCUGGCCCUGGGUGUAGAGAGGACCCGAACUGAACUCCUCCCUUUCCUCACAGACACCAUCUAUGAUGAAGAUGAGGUGCUUUUGGCAUUGGCUGAACAGCUUGGCAAUUUCACUAUGCUGGUGGGAGGUCCAGAGUAUGUCCACUGUCUUCUGCCUCCUCUGGAGAGCCUAGCUACAGUGGAAGAGACAGUAGUCAGAGACAAAGCUGUGGAGUCCCUGCGAAAGAUCUCUCAGGAGCACUCUCCAGUUGACCUGGAGGUCCACUUUGAGCCUUUGGUGAAGCGGUUGGCCAGUGGUGACUGGUUCACUUCUCGCACAUCUGCCUGUGGCCUCUUUAGCGUCUGUUAUCCUCGUGUUUCCAGCACCGUCAAGGCUGAGAUUCGCCAGCAUUUUCGCACCUUGUGCUCUGAUGACACUCCUAUGGUGCGUCGUGCUGCAGCAUCCAAACUGGGGGAAUUUGCCAAAGUCUUGGAGCUGGAGUAUGUAAAAAGUGACAUAAUUUCCCUUUUCACUGCCCUGGCCUCUGAUGAGCAGGACUCAGUGCGGCUGCUUGCAGUGGAGGCUUGUGUCAGUAUUGCCACUCUGCUGCCUCAGGAGGAUCUGGAGACCCUGGUGAUGCCAACCCUACGUCAGGCUGCAGAAGAUAAGUCCUGGAGGGUCCGUUACAUGGUUGCUGACAAGUUCUCUGAGCUCCAGAAAGCAGUGGGCCCAGAGAUCACAAAGAACGACCUGGUCCCAGCUUUCCAGAAUCUUCUGAAGGACUGUGAAGCUGAGGUCCGUGCGGCUGCAGCCAACAAAGUCAAAGAAUUCUGCGAGAACCUUCCAGAGGACAAUCGUGAGCAGAUCAUCAUGACUCACAUCUUGCCUUGCGUCAAGGAACUUGUUUCAGACACCAACCAGCAUGUGAAAUCGGCUCUGGCCUCAGUCAUUAUGGGACUUUCAACCAUCCUGGGCAAGGACAACACAAUAGAGCACUUACUGCCUCUAUUUCUGGCUCAGCUCAAGGACGAGUGCCCUGAGGUGCGUCUGAACAUCAUCUCCAACCUUGACUGUGUGAACGAGGUGAUUGGCAUACGACAGCUCUCUCAGUCACUGCUGCCGGCCAUUGUGGAGUUGGCAGAAGAUGCAAAGUGGAGGGUUCGCCUUGCCAUCAUAGAGUACAUGCCCUUGCUGGCAGGACAGCUGGGAGUCGAGUUCUUUGAUGAGAAGCUCAAUACCCUUUGUAUGGCCUGGCUUAUUGACCACGUGUAUGCCAUCCGUGAGGCAGCGACCUGUAACCUAAUGAAGCUUGUGGAGAAGUUUGGAGCAGAGUGGGCCCAGAACACCAUCGUGCCCAAAGUGCUGGGUAUGGCCAACGAUCCCAAUUACCUCCACAGGAUGACCACUCUGUUCUGCAUCAAUGCUUUGUCAAAGGCAUGUGGCCAGGAGAUCACCACUAAGCAGAUGCUACCCGUGGUCCUCAAGAUGUCCAAUGACCAAGUGGCCAACGUCCGCUUCAAUGUGGCAAAAUCCCUUCAGAAGAUUGGCCCUAUCCUCGACAGCAAUGCCCUUCAAACAGAAGUGAAGCCAGUGCUGGAGAAGCUGGCUUCGGACACAGACAUGGAUGUUAAAUACUUUGCCCAGGAGGCCAUUAGUGUUCUGGCGCUAGCAUAACGGGCCAGCCCGACAUGGGUUAACCAGAUACCCACCUGAGUCAAGGCAACACUUUUACAAGAUAUUUAUUGAUGUUCAGGAUCAACUGGUUAAUGUAUAGAGAAAGCUGUCAACAGUUUUAUUUUUUGUUUCUUUUUCCCUAUGUUUAUUCCUUUUUCAUCUUUCUUUUUUUUUUUUUUUACUGUUCAAUGGGUGUCCAUGUGCAGGCAUAGCACAUAGGCUUAUUUGUUAACCUUUCGCUUUGCUGUAAAUGGGUGCUUCUACAAAGGCAAAGUGUUGAUGAAACUGAAAUAAGUGGUGCAUGCAUGUGCUACUGUACUCGCUAGUCAUUGCUAACCAGUACCCCCCUCACAUUCCUCCCUUUUUACGCCCUUGGCCGCUGUUGUACUUGAGCCGCAGUCAUCACACCGUACCACGUCUCUGUUAGCUACCUAGGACUGUGCUAACUCGUUGUGCUGCAGCACUUUUUCUCCCAGUGUUAGAUGAAAACUUUUAGCAGCAGAUGGUGCAACAAGCUGUUAAUUUUUUUUCCUGAGCUUCGUCUUGAAACAGCCCCCUUUUCCCAGAGAUGCAGCUCUACAGAGAAGUAGAAAUUGAAAGGUCUUUCAAGGUGUUAUGGAAUAUUUCUUUUGUUUUUUUGUCACCAAAUCAAACCCCUCUCCUCUGAAAUCCUUCACAGAAUUAGAAUCUACAAGGUUUUAAAGAAAUGAUGUCCUGUGUAAUUCCUCAUCCACUAGACUGCUGUGCUCUGAGUUGGUCAGUAAUGGAGAGGGGCCAGAUCAGUUGUAAAUUGUUGCUCAUAACUGUCCCACAUCCAAAUUAGUAAUUUUUGGUACGUGUGGAAGAAUGGGAAGUAAUGUUCUGUAGUAUAUUGUCGGCAUUGCUCUUAAUCUUUGUGCCAAUGACUUUAGAAAGCAGCUGUGUUUUCUUUUAAUAUGUCAGUAAACCGGUUUCGCCUGCCAUGUUGUGUAAAAAGACAGCAUUGUUUUCUGGAAGCGACACUAUUAGUCUUGACGGUAAUGGGAUCAUACAACUUAAUUGACUACAGCUAUCGGGGCUAGUGCACAACCACAGCAGUCAAUGCGCUCUAGAGCCGAUCAAUUUUUUCCUUAAAUCCAUGCUUGGGUGCCCCCUCCCCUCCCCACUGAACAGGAGGUUUAAAAGCCUUUCAAUAAACGUUAAGGGCCAUCACUUUUAAUCGUUGCUUAAAAACCUCUACACAAUGGAGAACAAGUGCAUGCUUUGAAAGAAAGUGGGAAGGGGAGCAGGGAGCAUGUGUACGUAAGGCUGCAUAAUGUUUUAUUACGGGGUGGGAGCUGGGGUGGUUAUGGGCGGAUUGAAUAAAUGUAUCAUCUGUGCUGAUAAAAGGAACUUUUGUCUUUCCCUGAACUCCUUAUGCCAUUCCCUUCUCCUCUCUUCUCCCCUCCCUCCUUCCUCAUUUUGUUCUUGAAUAAACCUUGAUUGUUGAUUGUCCUGUAUCACGAAGACUGCGCUUUUAUUUUUGUUUUGAAUUCUCUUCUAAAUUGGGAUGCUGUACUACUGUAUCUUGAUCUGAAUAAAGUAACACAGAGGA
This is a messenger RNA of Neolamprologus brichardi, 3419 nucleotides long. RefSeq names its product protein phosphatase 2, regulatory subunit A, beta b (gene ppp2r1bb). Gene Ontology annotation, cellular component: protein phosphatase type 2A complex; cytoplasm; cytosol. NCBI's taxonomy places the organism in Eukaryota, Metazoa, Chordata, Actinopteri, Cichliformes, Cichlidae. Gene Ontology annotation, biological process: protein dephosphorylation. Gene Ontology annotation, molecular function: protein phosphatase regulator activity; protein binding. The record is from RefSeq and is a predicted model, not a curated record.